UGCGAUCACGGAGCAUGGACAGUGAAGCAUUUCCCUUACCUCUGUCCUGGACGGUUCCUGUUGGCAGGUGAAAAGCGAGCCAGGAACCUAUUGAGUUGCUAUGGGCAAGGAGGAGCGUCUCUGGCCCACGGCGCUGUGCUCCUUUGUCGCCGCCAUUCCGGCUCUAAUGAUAGGGUACACUUUCGCCUUCCCCUCCUCUGCCAUUCUCGAUCUGACUACAGAGAGUGCAGGCCUCCCCGAAAACUACCGCUUCUCAAUCGCCCUCGCCGAUAUCUUUGCUGUAAGAUCGUAACAUUCUCACACAUUAUACGGGAUCGAGCUAGCUAAUAUUGCGUUAGAAACCGUGGAUUGCACAUCGAUAAAUUACACAAUUUUUCUUGUAGUCUGUAUGUUACUAAACAACAACUACAUCCAAAACAUCAAACUGAAAUCUUGCAGCAACCGUACACACUGUAAUACGGUUAGCUAUACUCACGUUAUCCAUGAAGAUUUCUGAACCAAUUGCUUUGCAGGCAUUGGCUCCAAUAGGAGCGCUAGUUGGAGCACCGCUAUCAGGAGUCAUGUCAGAUCGCUGGGGGAGGAAGGAGGCACUGGUUUGCUGUGGGAUCCCCUACCUCAUUGGCUACCUGUUCCUAACCUACGCUCACUACAUGCCCACUGCACUGGGAUUCCAGGCUCUUGCCUCCACUGGGAGAUUUAUGACUGGAGUAGGGAUGGGCUGGGCUGGUAGUUGUGGACCAGUGUACAUUGGGGAAAUAUCCUCACCGAAACUCAGAGGGCUGUUUGGAACAUUCACUCAAAUAGCCAUAGCUACUGGAAUCGUGUUGAACUACGGAAUAAGCUCAAUCCCCAAGAUCACUUACUUCCACAGCUCACUAGUGGCUGUUGGGAUUGUUGCUGUGUUUGAGUGCCUGGUAGUCUGGCUGAAGGAGAGUCCCAGCUGGUUGAUUCAUCACGGUCAGCACCAAAAGGCCGUGAAAGUACUCCAGUGGCUCAGAGGUCCGAGUGUCAAAGUCGAACAAGAGGUUGAGAGAAUACAAGAGGCUGAGAGUCUGAGUCUGUGGCUAGCGAUGAAGGAGAUGUCGACGAAACGACACAUCGCGAUUCCGAUUGUCCUGGUGAUGCUGUCGAUGUUUUUCCAUCAGAUUGGCGGUGCUCACGUGCUGUCGACUUAUGCUGCACUGUUGUUUGAGAGUGCAGGAGUGGCUGAGCCAGAGCUGACGGCACUGGUUGCAGUGGGUGGAGUUGAACUGGUGGCAACGUUCCUCACCAUCCUAGUCAUCGACUUUGUCGGACGGAAAUUCCUGCUAGUAUUGAGUAGCAUCGGUAUGGUUGUCGGAUCAGCAAUGCUCGGAGCUCACUAUUUCAUCACCCGUCCUUCAACUUGUGACUCUGUGGGUUCCAACAACUCUACUGGAGAUUUUCUUCUACAAGCCCGUUCGGGGGACAUGUUUGAGAAUUGCAUCAACACCCAGUUUGCUCCACUGGCUAUUUCCAGUGCAGUACUGUUUGCGGUGGCCUACUCCAUCGGCUGGGGCCCUGUUCCGUGGGUCCUGCUCUCUGAACUGAUUCCAGUAAGGGUCCGUGGAGCUGCCAGUGGGAUAGCUACUCUCGUGAACUGGGGCUCUGCUGCACUAGUGAUUGGUGUCUACCUGGAGUACUCGGAGGCUGUUAGGGACUGGUUCGCUUGGUGGACGUUUGCCUUUCUCAAUACUAUCGCCGCCGUAUUUGCAAUUGUCUUCAUUCAUGAGACUAAAGGAAAGACUUUAGAGGACAUAGAGAUAUACUAUCAAGAACAUUGGUGUUGAAUUAUCUUCAUUACCCGUGAUAGUGCUAUAAUCAUCACCCGUGUGCAAAUUAAAAAAGCAAGGUAUAUUGUUGUUUGAAAAUCAUGGCAUUUUGUGAUUUGAUUCACCUACAGGCUGAACAUACAUCAUACAGACAACGGCGACAGUACAUGUUUGUAUAUCCGAGGCAGUUCAGACACCCGCAAUUUUCGCAGUCGACGCACUCGACGUCUCGCUCAAUACUGGACCAGCACAUCCCUAGCAGUGGCGCCAGGGCCUCGUAACCCGCCACUAGCGCCAUCUCUAAGAACAAAACCAUCAACAGGACGCCGGGCACGUACACGCGUAUGCCCCCGUCGCCUUCGAGAUGCAACGCGAUGAGUAUUUCCGCCGCCAACUUGAGCGGUAGGCCCAGAGCGAAGGCAAUGAGGUAGCGAAGUGAUACGUGCUGUCCGGGGAAAACGGGCGAGUUCCUGCCAGCCCACACGGAGUCCUCGUCUCGUUUCACGGCGAGGUAGGUAAAGAGGUAGAUUACCCACAAGACGACGGCUAUCCCGUCGAAGAUAAAUAGCGGCGAAAACACGGCGUACCAGCUGAGAGAGCCGUCUUGGCCGGCGGAGAGGGCGCGGAUGAGAGCCAGGACCACAAACACCCCGUGUAGACCCAGCAGUACGGACACUCUCAGGUAGAGAAAGACGCCUUUGCACGUCACUCUCGCCAUUUUCCCCUUCC
This is a messenger RNA of Geodia barretti, 2519 nucleotides long. Lineage: Eukaryota; Metazoa; Porifera; Demospongiae; Tetractinellida; Geodiidae. The record is from the annotation of a GenBank genome assembly.